UUUGUAUACAUAGAAUAUGAAAAACAAGAAAACAUCCACUAGUUCAGCUGUGUGACAAAAUUAUAGGCUGAACGUUUUCAUUUCGAAACAUCUGGUCCAUGACAUUUGAAACUUAAUCACAGCCUCUGAGUCACUUAUGGUGAUGUAUUUUCCCAUAAAAGGACGGUUAGAGUCGCUUUAAGUUUGUGCUGUCACAGGGAAAGUUCAAAUCUCAACGAACAUAGCUUCAGAACAUGGCUGAAGUUGCGAUCGAUACAGAAAGCUCUAGAGACCCCAGUUCGCGACGAGGACGUCGUAAAAAGAGAAUGUCAAGAGAAAUUGACGAUUACACAAACGAAAGUAUAGAAUCACCGAGCUCUCUACCAGAGAGAAUUCCUCUUCAAGAUGUUGCAGACGGCGACAAAGGUGGAGUGACUCGUAGCGCGUCGAAUAAUUCUGGUGAUCAAGAGGGAAGCUCAGGGAUUCCGCAAUCAACUUCGGAAAGAAAAAACCGUGCUAGAAGACAGAGAAGAAGGUCCAGGAUGGAAAAUGGAGAUGUUUAUGAUGGAAUGGAGUCUAAAACACUAGAUAUACCAGAAAAGAAAAGAUAUAAACGCCCUGCAUCUGGUGUAACUCGCCAUGCCAGAUCAGCCAGUGCUGAGGUCAUCAAUAGGGACGAGGAGGAUAUGAUGGGAGAUACUGAAAACUUUACUCCUGCAAGGAGAAGGCCAAGAAGGAAAAGAACACAUGGCUCCCGAGAUGUCAUCAAUGGUGAAGAAUAUACUUAUGACUAUGAUGGAUAUGACGGCCCAGGAGACUCAAAGAGGACAAGACCAAAGAAAAAUAAAACAAAGAAGUCUCAAAGACAGCAAACUGGAACAUCAGCAGAGGAAGACAACUAUAAUGCCGAUAAUGAUGAAGAAGCUUCAAUAGUUGACUAUUAUAAAGUGGACAAAGAAGACAUUGUCGUGAGCAACACCUCAGAAACAUCACCCCCUGCCCUACCCCCUGUGGCUCAGACCUUGCCAAGUCAACCACUAGAUGUUGUUUUUAUUGAACGAAGAGAUGGCCAGGGAUUUACACGGGAGAGAAAAACAAGGUUAAUGCAAAUGGAAGAGGAGAGAAAUAAAGAACCUGAAAAGAUUCCCUCCUCCAUGCAGAUGACAACUGCUGAAUUUGCUGUGUCAGUGCAUAAAGCCUUUAGAUCUUUUUCUGUUUUCUGCCAUGGACUUCUUGCAGGUCUAGCACUUUGCCAGGUCAUCUUUGUUUACUCGCUUAGUAAUAACAGCCAAGGUGAUGUGGUCUUCCUGGAAAACUACUACAAGUUGGCGCAACCUUUACAGUCACUAUACUACAUGCUGUUUGCAAUCUGUACAGUGUCUGUCUUUGACAGGUACGAUAUGGCAAAUCCACGGUCUGGCUUUUUCCGGGACUUGCUGUCGAGACCAUCUAGAAUUCUUUCAAUAAGUGCAUACCUCUUUGCUAUGGUCUUUUCAAUAAGUGUGGCCAACAUAGACGACAGAAUCAGUUUGUACAAGGUACACAGCGACUUAUGGGGACACGCGGAGACUUCUUCGUUGUUGGAUACUUGGAGGAUCAUCAACCUCAUGCGCGUGUUAGGGGCCGUGUUGGGCUGGGUACUAGUAUCAGCUCAGCCGUCAGACGAAUGUACGGCAGAGAACUUGUACGAGGGUGAACUGCUGCCCGGGGAACAGAGGCUCGUGCAACAACGAGCAGCCAAAAGUGAACCUCAGCUUGUGGUGUAAUCAUGUGAAAACACGGUUGGAGACUGGGUCGAGCUACACCCAAACUUGAGUCGUUUCACACUCAAGACGUGUUUAAAAGACACGUGACAAGACGGGAAUUGUAAACAAGGAAUGUUACGUACGAGUGCAGCACAAGAGGUCGCUUGUCUCCAGUUAACCGUUAAUUAUUGCACCGAAGGCGACCAUGAUGUAUCUGUUCUUUAAAUAGAGAUAUUGUUUAGACUUUCAGAAAUACCUGAAGUUUGAAAUUUAGUAAUAAAAAAGUACUCUGUAAGGAAACUUGUAUGAGAUAAUCAUAAAGGGAACAGCAGCUCUAAGUCGGAAUAAUUAUGAGGAUCGAAACGCACCAAUGACAACAGACACAGGUGCUACAUAUAGGGACACCUAAAACUUUGUAGGCUACGUGUAGCCGUACCCUCCCUCCCAAGGUGAAACGGAGGCGAGGGUUUCCUUAUAAACUAACUGAUGGUACAAGUGCCUUGAUUAGUCAAAACCUAUCAUUAAUUACACAACCACAGUUCCUUUUUAAGCAGUAGGCCGCAUUUUCAAUCACGAGUCGGAGGCGAGUGAUUAACAAACUUUUCUCGUAUUCUCCCGACAUCCCGUGUGGGUUAAUAUAUAGAUUUAGCCAAGCCUAAAAGCGGAGCUCGCAUUUUUUUUCCCGCACGUCUCAAGGGCACAACGCCUUGCCCCGGCCAGGACUAGAAUCCGGGUCGUCCGACUCAGAGCCCAGUGCACUGACCACUGGACUACUGAACAAAGCCGUGGCGUUGGCGUGCCCGCGGUAGAGUUCACCACGCAUAUUAAAAGUAGCACCUUGUACGGUCGAUGGGUUACUACUAUUUUGUACAAUUAUGGGGCUACGCUCUGCGAGCUCCGCUAUUACGCCGCUAAACGAAAAGGUGUGGUUUAGAUCUUAAAUGCAGUAUACCAGAUUCUGUCCUGAGAAACGUGUUGAAAAUCUUGAAAUAUCCUUUGUCACUCUUACUUGAGACCACUGAGUAGUACAGAAUAAAUGCGCAAGUUAAAGUAGAAUUGAGAUUCUCUUUAUUCCUUGCUUUGUACAUGUCGUGAAUACAAAAAUAAAACGAAUCGCGAAUUGCCACAC
Pocillopora verrucosa is the source of this 2853-nucleotide messenger RNA. Its product is annotated as transmembrane protein 237-like. NCBI's taxonomy places the organism in Eukaryota, Metazoa, Cnidaria, Anthozoa, Scleractinia, Pocilloporidae. The record is from RefSeq and is a predicted model, not a curated record. Gene Ontology annotation, cellular component: ciliary transition zone. Gene Ontology annotation, biological process: cilium assembly.